Messenger RNA from Macadamia integrifolia, 1377 nucleotides. Its product is annotated as rhomboid-like protein 20. Gene Ontology annotation, molecular function: serine-type endopeptidase activity; protein binding. Gene Ontology annotation, cellular component: membrane. Lineage: Eukaryota; Viridiplantae; Streptophyta; Magnoliopsida; Proteales; Proteaceae. The record is from RefSeq and is a predicted model, not a curated record. The coding region runs from base 141 to 1025 and encodes 294 amino acids. The transcript has 8 exons.
UAGACAGCUUACAGAGCAAGAAGACGCCUAAAUAGACUUCUUCUUCUUCUGUACUCGACUCUGCAUUUCCCAAAGAGUAAACAAAGAAAGGCGAGGAGGGAGGUUGGUUGGUUGGUUGUUGCUUCCUUCACCUCGUGAAAAUGAACGGCGGCCCAUCUGGUUUUCACAAUUCUUCUGUCACAAAAGCAUUCGUCGUUGCAUGUACCCUUUUCACAGUCAUUUUUGGGAUUCAAGGCCGUUCAUCGACGCUUGGAUUAUCUUAUCAGGAUGUUUUCGGAAAGUUUCACCUUUGGAGGUUCCUUGCAUCACGUUUUGCCUUCUCAUCAACACCAGAACUAAUGUUUGGAUUGUAUCUGCUCUACUACUUCAGAGUAUUUGAGAGACAGAUAGGGUCAAAUAAAUACUCAGUCUUUAUCUUGUUCUCCAUGAUCGUCUCAUUGCUUUAUGAGGUCCUGUUAUUGUUUCUCGUUAAAGAUCCCUCUAAAGUGCUAGCAUCUGGGCCCUAUGGUCUCAUAUUUUCUUCAUUUGUUCCAUUUUUCUUUGAUAUUCCUGUUUCAACGCGAUUUCGUAUUUUUGGAAUUCACUUCUCUGAUAAGUCAUUCAUCUAUUUAGCUGGUAUUCAGCUUCUUUUAUCAUCUUGGAAAAGGUCUAUUUUACCAGGCUUGGGUGGCAUUCUUGCUGGCGUCCUAUAUCACAUGAAUCUUUUUGGCUUCCGUAGAAUGAAGUUCCCUGAAUUUGUCACAUCAUUCUUUUCACGCCUUCCAUGGCCCUCUGCUGGAGGUUCAUCUCCUACAGCAUCAAGUGGCAAUAUUAUUGCAAACAUGCCUUCUUACACAGGCCGCCCAGUGGAGGGAAACUACCCUUCAGUUCCUCUUGCAUCCACUACUAUGGAGCCACCUGAAGACUCCAUUGCUACUCUGGUCUCAAUGGGUUUUGACAGACAUGCAGCUAGGCAGGCUCUCGUGCGGGCUAGAAAUGACAUAAACAAUGCAUCAAACAUCCUCCUCGAAGCACAGGGCCAUUGAUUGAAACCCAGCAAAAUUUUUCUUGCAAACGGCUGCAAAAAGGAAGCUGGGUUGGUGUGACUGAAGAGUGAUCACUAUAUAUCCACCCAGGGGAAAACAUUAGAGAGAAGACUAACCAUCCACUAAGACCCAGCUCAAUCUGCUAUCUGGAAGCUGACAAGGCACUCAUGGUACCAUUACUAUUUUCUUAUUUCUCUGUCAAAUUCCUUAUUCUGAGUUCUUAAUGUCAAUAUAAUCAAAUUAUGAACUAGUGGAACUCUGAGAAUAUGACCUUGUGCAAUUGGCUUACAGUGAAUUCGCUUUGCAUGUUAGUUCAAAUGCACUGCAGCUUUGUAUAGUUGCAGCUUAAAAA